Molecule: messenger RNA, 2280 nt
Organism: Necator americanus (New World hookworm)
Lineage: Eukaryota; Metazoa; Nematoda; Chromadorea; Rhabditida; Ancylostomatidae
Exons: 20
Coding region: 1-2280 (759 amino acids)
Molecular function (GO): calcium ion binding; serine-type endopeptidase inhibitor activity
Source: RefSeq, a predicted model, not a curated record
AUGCCGGCAACAAAAUGGUUCUGGGACGAAGUGGACGAGUCCUGCAAAGAAUUCCAUUACGGUGGUUGUAUGGGAAAUAAGAACAGGUUCAAUACGAAACAUGAAUGCCUAAAGAUGUGUCGCUACAAGUUGUUCAAUCCCGUGGCGGUACCAGACCUUUGCCUCCUUGAACCAGAUCCGGGAUACUGUAAUGAUGAACGUAAAGGACAAUGGUGGUUUUAUUUUAAUUCGGACGCUGGUGUUUGUGAAAAGUUCUUCUUCUACGGUUGUGGCGGUAACGACAACAAAUUCUACAGUCUUCAUAUGUGCAAUAAAGUAUGCGGUGAGCGACUUUCACCACAAAUCGCCUGUGAACAUUGUGAUCUACGAACAUCGUUCUGUAAAUCGCACAGUAAAUUCAAUUACACUUGCGAAUGUCGGAUCGGUUACGAGAAAAAUCAAUACGGAGAGUGUAUAGAUAUUGACGAAUGUCGUGGAUAUAAAGCGGCUUGCGACAGAAACGCAUGGUGCAGUAACACUGUAGGAUCGUAUAAUUGCGAAUGUAUGGCCUCGUAUAGAGGUGACGGGAAGCAUUGCACGUAUGUUGGUUUGGGUCGAUCCUCGUUGGAUUGCAAGGAUUGUUCACCGGAUGCGACUUGCGAAAAUGGAAUAUGUCAAUGUAAGGAAGGCUUUGAAGGCGAUGGAUUUAAUUGUACAGAUGUGAAUGAAUGCCUUCGAUCACCGUACGUAUGCGAUAAAAAUGCUGAAUGCAUGAAUCGUGAAGGUUCUUUCAUCUGCUCAUGUUUAUCCGGAUACGCUGGGAACGGAUACAAUUGUACACAAACAAAAAAUGCAUGCCUGGAUAAAUUUGAUCGUGGAUAUCAGGAGACAUGUGGUGGGGAAAAUUGGCGACAACACUUUUUCCUGGAUCAUCAGUCGAAAACCUGUCAAGCAUUCUGGUACGAUGGUUGCAAAGGACGUUCACGAAAUAUUUUCUCCGAUUAUGAGACUUGUGCGCAAAUGUGCGAGGAGACAAGCAUUCUCACAAGAGCUGAGGUUUGCUGGGACAAAUUCGACAUGAACUAUAGGAAUCAAUGCCUUAAUGGUCAAUGGGAACAACGUUUCUACUUUGACCAUGCGUCGUUAACGUGUCGACAGUUCUGGUACGAUGGUUGUCGUUCGGAUUCGAGGAAUAUGUUCGAGGAUAUGCUCACAUGUCAAUGGUUAUGUGAAACUCAACCAAUGUAUAAAUCAAGAGCAUGUUUACAAGACUUCGACGAGCACUACAAGAAUCAGUGUAACGGCGGACGAUGGCGACAACAAUACUAUUUUGAUAGAAAUAUUAAGAGAUGCAUCGCAUUUUGGUACGAUGGUUGCACCGGGGAAAGUGAAAAUCUCUUUCAGGAUGAACAAACGUGCUUAAUGACAUGUGAGAAUCCGGCAAAAAAGGAUCCUCUGAAACCAUGGCAUAGCGGUGACAAACACAAAAUGAAAGAGAAACUUGAAGAUAUCUACAAGCCUAAUCUCACCGAUAUUUGUGCUGUGGCGAAUCCUUGCCAAAACAAUGGCACAUGUAUCUUUGUAUGGAAGAAAAAUACGCAUUAUUGUAAAUGUCAAGCAGGUUUUACGGGCACUAACUGUACGGAAAAAAUCGAUUUCGACCCAUGCGCAACAAAUCCAUGUCAAAACGGUGCUACAUGCACUGCAAAAGUGCAAAAAGGUAAAGCGACCUACGAAUGCUACUGUGCUCCAGGAUUCGGCGGACCAAAAUGUGAUCAAAGACCAUGUGAUGUGAAUCCAUGCCUACAUAAUGGCACGUGCAGAACAACAGCUGGAUUUAGUUCGUAUUUCUGUGAUUGCAAAGAUGGCUAUGGUGGAAAGAAUUGCGACAUUGCAAUCAGUAAGAAACCGCCAGAAGAACGCUACGGAUCCAAAGUACUCCUUGUAUCCAGCGGAAAAGAGGAAUGGAUUCAGCAGAUGAAGGAAAGACUCGGAGGGAAGAAGAAGACCACUCCAGCGCCGGUAGCUGACGAACCUUAUAAAGAUCCUAAAACUAAGAAACGAGAAAGAGAGGAACGUGAAAAACAGGAGGCGGAAAAGAAACAAAAAGAAGAAUUGGAACAGGAGACGAAAAAGGCCGAAGCUGAACGUCAAAUGGAAGAGAAACGUGUUGAAGCGGAGAAACGCUUGAAUGAAACGCUUUACAAUAAUCACGCAUCACGUGAUUACAGUACACUUGUUGGGGUUACUGUCUCGGUACUAUUUCCCCUGGUGAUUCUCUCGGACGGAAUUCUUUGCUAA